AUGCCGGAUUCAAACAGUACCGCCGACGACAUUGUCUGCUACGCACCAACUCUGGUCACCACAAAUGGCAUCUGGCAAGGAGACAACCCUUUGGACUAUUCUCUUCCUCUCUUCAUCCUACAGUUAACCUUAGUAGUCCUCGCCACUCGCAUCUUCGUCUUCAUCCUCAAACCCUUUCGCCAGCCUCGUGUCGUUUCAGAAAUCCUGGGUGGAGUAAUGUUGGGUCCAUCGGUGCUGGGACAAACAGGGAAAUUUGCGAAUGCGAUAUUUCCUUUAAGAAGUGUGAUGGUAAUUGAAACAAUGGCUAAUGUGGGUCUGCUUUAUUUUCUGUUCUUGGUGGGUUUAGAGAUGGAUAUUAUGGUCAUAAAACGUGUAGGGAAAAAAGCAGUGGCCACAGCUAUUGCUGGUAUGAUCUUACCUUUCGCCAUUGGAGCUGCUUUCUCCUUCCUUCUUCACAAAGAAAAUCAGACAAACAUGAGCCAUGGAACCUACAUUCUCUUCCUUGGUGUUGCUCUCUCUGUAACUGCAUUUCCUGUUCUUGCUCGUGUUCUUGCAGAGCUCAAGUUGAUUAACACAGAACUCGGCAAAAUCGCUCUUUCUUCUGCUUUAAUCAAUGAUAUGUUUGCUUGGGUUCUGUUGGCUUUAGCCAUUGCUUUGGCUGAGAAUCAAUCUGCAUCGUUGGCUUCUCUUUGGGUUCUUAUUUCAAGUGCAGCUUUUGUAGGGUUCUGUUUAUUUGCAGUAAGACCAGCAAUUUCAUGGAUAAUCUCGAGAACUCCAGAAGGAGAAGCUUUCAGUGAGUUCCACAUAUCAUUGAUUCUAUCUGGGGUUAUGAUUUCUGGUUUUAUCACUGACGCCAUUGGGACCCACUCUGUGUUUGGAGCUUUUGUUUAUGGUUUGGCCAUCCCUAAUGGCCCACUUGGUAUGACUCUCGUCGAGAAGCUUGAGGACUUUGUCUCUGGACUUUUGCUUCCUCUCUUCUUCGCCAUCAGUGGCCUUAAAACUAACAUUGGAGCCAUCAAGGGAGCUGCCACGUGGGCUAUUCUCUUCCUCGUCAUCUUCCUUGCAUGUAUCGGAAAAAUCAUCGGAACCUUGGCCGUCGCCAUCUAUUAUCAGAUGGGCCUCCGUGAAGGUACUUCCAUUGGCUUGCUCAUGAACACUAAAGGCCUCGUCGAAAUCGUUGUCCUUAACGUAGGAAGAGACCAGAAGGUGUUGGAUGAUGAAUCAUUUGCGAUCAUGGUGUUAAUAACAUUGGUGAUGACUGGAAUUAUAGUACCGUUAGUGUCAUUGAUUUACAAACCGUCAAGGAGGAUUGUGUCGUACAAAAGAAGGACGAUCCAGACAGCAAAACGAGAUGCAGAGUUGAGAAUCCUAGUAUGCAUCCACACUCCUAGGAACGUUCCGACCAUAAUCAACCUUCUCGAAGCUUCGAACCCGACGAAGAAAUCACCUAUCUGCACCUACGUCCUCCACUUGGUGGAACUCACCGGUCGGACCUCCGCCAUGCUUAUCGUCCAUAACACCAGAAAACCAGACUGCCCCGCCAUUAACAGAACCCAAGCUCAAUCCGACCACAUCAUCAACGCCUUCGAGAACUUCGAACAACACGUAGGUGGUGUUUCUGUCCAGCCCUUAACAGCAAUCUCUCCUUACUCCACCAUGCAUGAAGAUAUCUGCAACCUCGCAGAAGACAAGAGAGUCUCCUUCAUCAUCAUCCCUUUCCACAAACAACAAACUGUCGACGGUGGAAUGGAAGCCACCAACAUGGCCUUCCGUACAAUCAACCAGAACUUGCUCGCCAACUCACCUUGCUCCGUCGGAAUCCUCGUCGACCGAGGACUUACAGGCUCUAACAGAUUAGCCGCCAAUCAGAUCACCCACCACGUGGUCGUUUUGUUCUUCGGUGGCCCCGACGACAGAGAAGCGUUGUCGUACGCCGGGAGGAUGUUGGACCAUCCGGGGAUACAUCUAACGGUGAUGCGUUUUGUUCCCGGAGAAGAAGCAGUGGAGCAACAAUCUGGUACGAACAAAGACAGAGAGAAGCGAUUAGAUGAGAGUAUUCUGAAGGAGUUUCGAAUAAGAAGUGAGCACGAUGAUUCACAGCUGGCUUAUACGGAGAAAGUGGUGAAUAACGGAGAAGAGACUGUGGCGGCGAUUAGGUCGAUGGAUGAUAUACACAACUUGUUUAUAGUGGGAAGAGGACAAGGGAUUAUAACGCCUUUGACGGCGGGGCUGACGGACUGGAGUGAAUGUCCGGAGUUAGGGGCCAUCGGGGAUUUGUUGGCCUCGUCGGAUUUCGCCGCAACGGCGUCGGUUUUGGUGGUGCAGCAGUACAUCGGGUCGUUCGGAGACGCCUUGACGACGCCGGAGCACACCCAUGAUCAGGAAUAUCAUCACCGUCAGGAUCAUCUCUCGCCACUAAAUAGAGCUCAGACUAAUGCGUUCCGUACAGAAUCCAUGGCCUUGUGA
Molecule: messenger RNA, 2466 nt
Organism: Neltuma alba
Lineage: Eukaryota; Viridiplantae; Streptophyta; Magnoliopsida; Fabales; Fabaceae
Product: cation/H(+) antiporter 15-like
Exons: 3
Coding region: 1-2466 (821 amino acids)
Biological process (GO): regulation of pH; proton transmembrane transport
Cellular component (GO): membrane; endomembrane system
Molecular function (GO): antiporter activity
Source: RefSeq, a predicted model, not a curated record